Messenger RNA from Rana temporaria (common frog), 726 nucleotides. Its product is annotated as interleukin-20-like. The transcript is spliced from 5 exons. NCBI's taxonomy places the organism in Eukaryota, Metazoa, Chordata, Amphibia, Anura, Ranidae. Bases 116 to 643 code for a protein of 175 amino acids. The record is from RefSeq and is a predicted model, not a curated record.
AACAUUUAUAUUGUAGGAAGCCCCUUGCGAGUACAUAUACACAUUACAAAUAUAUUGUUUUUAAUUUUAUGUACCGUAUGCACAUUCCAGGUGGCGUUCAUUUUUCCACUUUACUAUGGAAUCAUUAUCUACCGGCCUCCUUCAGCUUGUUAUUGUGAUCUUUCUACUGACAAUGCCAUCGUCAAAUGGAAACAAAUUUCAUUGUCCUGUUACUGCUGAUAUCAGAGAAUUUGAAAAAUAUUUUGAGACACUCGAGGAAAUAUUGCAUGAAAAGGACCUAAUUACGGAUGUGAGCCUACUAAAGACAAGUGAGCUAAAACAGAUACAGCCUUCUGAAAGAUGCUGCUUUCUGCUCAGAUUAGGGAAGUUCUAUAUCACCAAUGUUUUUCCAGAAGUAGAAUCCAUUUUAAACCAGCAACAUCAAGAUGUUACCCACUUGGCCAAUUCCAUACUAGGUGUAAAUAAAUCACUGGAAGAAUGUCACAAUAGUUUAAGAUGCCCCUGUGGUGCUCAGUCCCAUGCAGUUAUGAAGAAAUUCAAGGAUGACUAUUUUAAGAUGGAAACUGAAGCAGCUGCCAUUAAAGCUAUUGGUGAACUGAACUUACUGUUUCACUGGAUGGAAAAUCACUAUUUAAGUUUAUAACUAAAAAAAAGUUCUAUUUUGUAUUUUCUAUUAUGUCUAUUUAUUUAGCUAAUUUAGUUACUGAAUCAUUACAUAAUUUAUAA